Messenger RNA from Choloepus didactylus (southern two-toed sloth), 710 nucleotides. It is a transcript of the gene IL25, whose product is annotated as interleukin 25. Gene Ontology annotation, molecular function: cytokine activity. Gene Ontology annotation, cellular component: extracellular region. The record is from RefSeq and is a predicted model, not a curated record. The coding region runs from base 192 to 710 and encodes 172 amino acids. Lineage: Eukaryota; Metazoa; Chordata; Mammalia; Pilosa; Megalonychidae. The transcript has 4 exons.
UCCAAAGAAGCUUCCCCCAAUCCUCUAGAAUGCCCCUUGACCUCAUUGCUCCUCUGCCUGGAGGCUGCUUCACCCUAAAGCGUUGGAAAGGAUUCCCCCUCACUCUGCAGAUAAGUUAUUCCUGCCAGCCUGCUUCCACAAGGCCUCGCCUGUCAGUGCAGUACCUGGCGGCUGAGUGAGCAGUGUGCAGCAUGUGCCAGGUGGUUGCAUUUCUGGUCAUGGUCAUGGGAACAUACACCCUCAGUUGGCAGCUCCAACAGGAAGGCACCCGCCAGCCCAGCUGCUGCUCCAGUAAAAGGCAGGACCCCUCCGAGGAGUGGCUCAAGUGGAACACUGUGCUGUCUCCCCCGGAGGCCGCCAGCCUCACCCACCACCCCUCCUCUGCCCCAGAGUCCUGCCGGGCCAGCGAGGAUGGACCCCUCCACAGCAGGGCCAUCUCCCCCUGGAGAUAUGAGUUGGACAGGGACUUGAAUCGGCUGCCCCAGGACCUGUACCACGCCCGCUGCCUGUGCCCACACUGCGUCAGCCUGCAGACGGGCUCCGACAUGGACCCCCUGGGCAACUCAGAGCUGCUCUACCACAAACAGACCGUCUUUUACCGGCGGCGGUGUCCUGGCGGGCAGGGGGCCCCUGUGGGCUACUGCCUGGAGCGCAGACUCUACCGCGUCUCCUUGGCUUGCGUGUGUGUGCGGCCACGUGUGAUGGCCUAG